AAUUUGUAGAAUAUACGGAAUAAGACAUAGUGACAUACAGCAACAGCAGCCGCAUUUCCUUCGUUCUGAGAAUCGAGCAGCAACGUUAACAGUGAGUGUGGUAUGUUCCACGCCCUCUCCCAAUGCCUGUCCUCCAGCACAGCCUCCCUGUCCCAGGCGCGGCAAGCCCACGCCCUCAUUCUCCGACUGAACCUCUUCUCCGACACCCAACUCACCACCAGCCUCCUCUCCUUCUACGCCAACGCUCUCUCCCUCUCCACCCCCCAACUCUCCCUCACCCUCUCCUCCCACCUCCCCCACCCCACCCUCUUCUCCUUCUCCUCCCUCAUCCACGCCUUCGCCCGCUCCCACCACUUCCCCCACGUCCUCACCACCUUCUCCCACCUCCACCCUCUCCGCCUCAUCCCCGACGCCUUCCUCCUCCCCUCCGCCAUCAAGUCCUGCGCCUCCCUCCGCGCCCUCGACCCUGGCCAACAGCUCCACGCCUUCGCCGCCGCAUCCGGCUUCCUCACUGAUUCCAUUGUGGCAUCCUCCUUGACCCACAUGUACCUCAAAUGCGACCGCAUUUUGGAUGCCCGGAAACUGUUUGAUAGAAUGCCUGAUAGGGAUGUGGUUGUCUGGAGUGCCAUGAUUGCCGGGUACUCGCGGCUCGGCCUCGUGGAAGAGGCCAAGGAGCUCUUUGGGGAGAUGAGGAGUGGUGGAGUGGAGCCCAAUUUGGUGUCGUGGAAUGGCAUGCUUGCCGGGUUUGGGAACAACGGGUUUUACGAUGAGGCCGUGGGGAUGUUUCGGGUGAUGUUGGUGCAAGGGUUUUGGCCUGACGGGAGUACUGUUUCGUGUGUGCUUCCUGCUGUGGGGUGCUUGGAGGAUGUGGUCGUGGGGGCUCAGGUUCAUGGUUAUGUCAUCAAGCAAGGGCUGGGGUCUGACAAGUUUGUGGUUAGUGCCAUGCUUGAUAUGUAUGGGAAAUGUGGCUGUGUGAAGGAGAUGAGCCGGGUGUUUGAUGAAGUGGAGGAAAUGGAAAUUGGGUCUUUGAAUGCUUUUCUUACUGGGUUGUCACGGAAUGGUAUGGUUGACACCGCGUUGGAGGUGUUUAACAAGUUUAAGGACCAAAAAAUGGAGUUGAAUGUUGUGACGUGGACGUCAAUAAUAGCUAGCUGCUCGCAGAACGGGAAGGAUUUGGAGGCUUUGGAGCUUUUUAGAGAUAUGCAGGCUUAUGGGGUGGAGCCUAAUGCUGUGACAAUCCCGAGCUUGAUUCCUGCUUGUGGGAAUAUCUCGGCAUUGAUGCACGGGAAGGAAAUCCAUUGCUUUUCUCUCAGAAGGGGGAUUUUUGAUGAUGUAUAUGUAGGUAGUGCGUUGAUAGACAUGUAUGCCAAGUGUGGGAGAAUUCAGUUGGCCCGACGUUGUUUUGAUAAGAUGUCGGCCCUGAAUUUGGUUUCUUGGAAUGCUGUUAUGAAAGGGUAUGCAAUGCAUGGGAAGGCUAAGGAAACAAUGGAAAUGUUUCAUAUGAUGCUGCAGAGUGGUCAGAAGCCUGAUUUGGUUACAUUUACAUGUGUUUUAUCAGCGUGCGCGCAAAACGGCCUGACUGAAGAAGGGUGGCGUUAUUAUAAUAGUAUGUCCGAAGAACAUGGCAUUGAGCCUAAAAUGGAACAUUAUGCUUGCUUGGUGACACUUCUCAGUCGUGUUGGAAAACUUGAAGAGGCUUACUCUAUCAUUAAGGAAAUGCCUUUUGAACCUGAUGCUUGUGUAUGGGGAGCCUUGCUAAGUUCUUGCAGAGUUCACAAUAAUUUGAGUUUAGGCGAGAUUGCUGCGGAGAAGCUUUUCUUCUUAGAACCAACCAACCCUGGGAACUAUAUUCUUCUGUCCAAUAUCUAUGCUUCAAAGGGCUUGUGGGAUGAAGAAAAUAGAAUACGCGAAGUGAUGAAAAGCAAGGGAUUGAGGAAAAACCCUGGGUAUAGUUGGAUUGAAGUUGGACACAAAGUACACAUGCUUCUUGCUGGUGACCAAUCACAUCCACAAAUGAAAGAUAUUUUGGAGAAGUUGGAUAAAUUGAAUAUGCAGAUGAAGAAGUCUGGUUACCUCCCUAAGACUAACUUUGUGUUGCAAGAUGUGGAGGAACAGGAUAAGGAGCAGAUAUUGUGUGGGCACAGUGAGAAGUUGGCAGUAGUAUUAGGACUACUCAACACAAGUCCAGGACAACCUCUUCAAGUGAUUAAGAACCUGAGAAUCUGUGAUGACUGCCAUGCUGUGAUUAAAGUAAUAAGCAGAUUGGAAGGAAGAGAAAUUUAUGUAAGAGACACAAAUCGUUUUCACCAUUUCAAAGACGGUGUUUGUUCUUGUGGAGAUUUUUGGUAAACUGAUCUUGGCUGUCUGGGGUAAGAGGAGAGUCAAUUCUCUGCCAUGGGUCCUUACAGUAGAUCAGAAAACAGAUAAUAAUCAAGAUUAUUUGCAUUGACAAGAAUUUUAUGCCAUGGGGUUAAACUUCUUGAGAGUGUAGAUAUGCGUGCUUCAUCUUUUGGUGGCUGGCAGCUAAAUAAUUCUCAGUGGCUCCAGUCGUUUUCAGCAUGGGAUUCUCCAAUUGGAGAAGCGUCCAUUGGCAAUUUCUAGAGAUAUUGUUCACUACUUCAUUUGUUGCUGAAUCUUUUCACUUGCUUGGCUGCAAUUGAUUUUUGGGCUUUGAUUAUCCUCAUUAUGGGGUUCAUCAGUAACGCAUUACUCUCAACUUGUUCAAGAUUCUGCGGAGAGCAGCAUACAUUUAAGAAGCAGACCAGCAUGUUAGCGGUUUGCCUGGUGUUUUUUUUAAGAACUAGCUAAAUGAGUCUUUUUUGGUUUGAUCAUCCAAUUUAGAAUUCGGUGACAUAUAUCUAAAGCUCGAAUUAGAUUUGGA
This is a messenger RNA of Glycine soja, 2881 nucleotides long. RefSeq names its product pentatricopeptide repeat-containing protein At1g20230. NCBI's taxonomy places the organism in Eukaryota, Viridiplantae, Streptophyta, Magnoliopsida, Fabales, Fabaceae. The record is from RefSeq and is a predicted model, not a curated record. Gene Ontology annotation, biological process: RNA modification. Gene Ontology annotation, molecular function: RNA binding; protein binding; zinc ion binding. The transcript has 2 exons. Bases 103 to 2349 code for a protein of 748 amino acids.